Messenger RNA from Sodiomyces alkalinus F11, 980 nucleotides. RefSeq lists its product as hypothetical. The record is from RefSeq and is a predicted model, not a curated record. NCBI's taxonomy places the organism in Eukaryota, Fungi, Ascomycota, Sordariomycetes, Glomerellales, Plectosphaerellaceae. Bases 290 to 811 code for a protein of 173 amino acids. The transcript has 3 exons.
GCAUCUCGUCCUCAACACAACUCGGUUCCCAACGCGUCAGCGGUCGACCUCAAGGCAAUCCGUAUUAGCCUGGAACAAGUUGAUCCCCUUCCCCUCAGCUUAUUGACUUUGAUCUCGAUUUACCUUGACCGAAGUUUGCGAGACGCAUCUCGAUUACUCCAAACCGGCUCUAUAAGUCCUAUCUAUCUCUCUGCCUUACACUUCUGCAGGCGCCUGUCCGGUUAAACCUCGUCAUGUUCUGAAGGGAUCGCUAGGCCGUCAGUCCCUUCAACCAGCAGUCACUCCAGUCAUGUAUUGGCUCGGAAUGGUAGUAAAGGCGUCAAGUGCGCUUGGGGCUGCCAUUGCCUUGCCUCUACGGCUCGUCUGGUCGUUAGGCUCUUCACUGGUCGCCUUUAUCCUCAUCCUCCUCGCACCAGCUAUCUACAUGUUCUCGUAUAGCUUCGGUUGGAUUACGACCCUUAUUAACUUCUGCAUAAGUCCAGUCCAACCGCUCUACAUUUUCAUCACAUGUGGCGCGAUCGUUGGCGGACUAGCCGGGGUAGUCGUGUCCUUCACCUCAGAGGUCGUCACAUCGGCCUUGGGACUUCACGAUCGCGCAAAGGAAGAGGACUACGAUGAGUCGAUAGCGCCGACCCCGAUAACCAUGCUCACCCCGCGUCCUACCUCGAGUAGAACUGAAGACUCUUCUCCCCCCGAAACUGACUGGCACUUUCUCGAAACAAUGGCCCCGAAACGCAGGGAACGGACGGCAGGGCUCGUAUCCCUGUCCCAGACGAUCCACGAGGAGGAAAGUAAUGGUUCUGAGCUUUGACACGCAUUCAAUCCUAAAUAAGGCGCGUCCCAAACCUCGUGUUUAGUAUCUAACUACGGAGUUAUUUGGUGCUAUGCGGCAAAUUGAUGAUCAUGCGAUACCGCGUCUUCCCGGGAAUAUUCCCUAUCCAAAACCCUCCAACGCCGUUCCCAACCCGUGCGCCGCGGCU